This is a messenger RNA of Rattus rattus (black rat), 3072 nucleotides long. It is a transcript of the gene C18H6orf89, whose product is annotated as chromosome 18 C6orf89 homolog. The record is from RefSeq and is a predicted model, not a curated record. The coding region runs from base 608 to 1654 and encodes 348 amino acids. The transcript has 9 exons. Lineage: Eukaryota; Metazoa; Chordata; Mammalia; Rodentia; Muridae. Gene Ontology annotation, cellular component: Golgi membrane; nucleolus.
GCGCCGCCCUCCUCGCCGCUGCCGCCACCUUCCCCCUCCGCUCCCGUCCCUCUGCGAGAGCCUCCAGCGUUCUGCUGACUGACAACAUCCCCCGGCCGCUCCCCGGGGGUAGACUCCCUUCAGACAUCGUUCGGAGGCUCCGCGGAGAGGGAAACGGGGUCGGACUCUGCUCGAACUUGAUUCGCAGACGUGGCGGUCGUGUCCGAAAGCCCUGACCCCGCUCGCCAACUUGUCACGGAUACCUUAGCAUCAUGAGAGUCCGCCCCUGACCCCUUCUUAGACAUCUUAGCUGUCAAGGAGGAAAUAUUUUAUUAUUUAUUUUUAACGUGGACUUAAUGUGAUAAAAUUGGCGUCCCAGAUUUCAGGAAGGAACGUGGGUUGGCCUACUUGACCCGGGUCAAAGAACUGUUUGCAAUUCCCUGUCGGUAGAAGAAAAAUCAAAACUACCCGGUGUUCCAUCUCAUUUUAAGACUUUACACCUUGCAGGCCACAUGUCGGUUAAACCACUGUUAAGGAAUCGAACUCAGUCUUCUGAACUUCCCUCCGAGGCAAAGCUCCUCUCUGCCAGGCUGGACCCUCUUUCUGGAGGGAUUUCAUUUUGGAAGACAUGGAUCUUGCUGCUAAUGAGAUCAGCAUCUAUGACAAACUUUCAGAGACUGUUGAUUUGGUGAGACAGACAGGCCAUCAGUGUGGAAUGUCCGAGAAGGCGAUUGAAAAGUUUAUCAGACAGCUACUCGAAAAGAAUGAACCUCAAAGGGGACCACCCCAGUACCCUCUCCUUAUAGCCAUGUAUAAGGUCCUCCUAACUCUGGGAUUAAUCUUGUUCACUGCCUACUUUGUAAUUCAGCCUUUUAGCUCAUUAGCACCCGAGCCAGUGCUUUCUGGAGCUCACACCUGGCGCUCACUCAUUCAUCACAUUCGGCUGGUGUCCUUGCCCAUUACCAAGAAGUACAUGCCAGAGAAUAAGGGCGUUCCUCUGCAAGGAAGAGAGGAAGACAAACCCUUCCCAGACUUUGACCCCUGGUCAUCAAAUAAUUGUGAACAGAACGAGUCAGAGCCCAUUCCUGCCAACUGCACUGUCUGUGCCCAGAUUCUACCCCUCAAGGUAACGCUCCCAGAAGAUACUCCCAAGAUCUUUGAGAGACUCCGGCCUCUGGUGAUCAAGACAGGACAGCCUCUGUUGUCUGCAGAGAUUCAGAGCUUCUCUUGUCAGUACCCUGAAGUCACGGAGGGCUUCACCGAGGGCGUUCUCACCAAGUGGUGGCGCUGCUUUCCUGAGAGGUGGUUCCCGUUUCCUUACCCAUGGAGAAGACCUCUAAACAGAUCACAGAUUUUACGGGAACUUUUCCCAGUUUUUACCCAACUUCCAUUUCCAAAAGAUGCCUCCUUAAACAAGUGCUUCCUGAUCCAACCGGAACCUGUGGUGGGUAGCAAGAUGCAUGAGGUGCAUGACCUGUUUACCAUUGGCAGCGGGGAAGCCAUGUUGCAUCUUAUCCCUCCCUUCCAGUGCCGAAGACACUGUCAGUCCGUGGCCAUGCCGAUAGAGUCUGGGGACAUUGGCUACGCUGGUGCUGCCCACUGGAAGGUCUACAUCGUAGCCAGAGGGGUCCAGCCUUUGGUCAUCUGUGAUGGAACCACUCUCUCAGAACUGUAGGAAACAACUGCUUGGAGACCUGAGACCUAGGCUGGAAAGAGUGCGGAGCGGGGAAUAAAACACUGAAACACUUCCCACGGUUGGUUGCUUAGUUACCUGCCCUGGAUGCUCGGCUGUCAGCUGUAUGCUAGAGACAGUGGCUUGGGCCUCGCCCUCUUAUCUGUCUAGAUUCCUCAGGAAGGAUCAAUGGAGACUGGCUGCUGGUCAAGACUCUGCUCGCAUUUCUCCUCUCCCAGGCCUUUGGACUCCAGGGAAUGGGAAAUAGGCUGGUGGCCCUGUGAAGUGCGUGGACAUGGUUCCUCUAUUGUCUUCUUGGUGUGCAGUGGAAGGCAGCAGUACCACCUGAUACUGUUUGUCCACUCUUGCCACACCACCCUGUACUUGGUGGGAAAGCCAUGGCUGACUUUAAUCGGUACAGUUUGACAGGGAGAAUGAAUUUGGAGCCAGUGUGGGGGAUCGGAUCGCUGGAAUUGCAUGUGUAAAGGUGCCUGCCAUGGUGCACACCUUUAGUCCCAGCACUUGGGAGGCAGGUCCAUAUCUUUAUGAGUUCUAGGCUAACCUGGUGUCCAUAGUGAGUUCCUGGCCUGCCAAGUGUUACAUAGUGAGACCCUGUCUCAACCCUGCCUGCCCUGCCACACUCCCCCAAAACCUCCUAGAUCUAGGGGUGUAGCUCAGAGGUAGGGUGCUUCCCUGACACAGCGAGCCCUGAGUUCAGUCCUCGGCAUCACAAGGAGGAGAAAGGGUAGUGUACGUCCUCCAUACUGUCCAUGACUCCCGGAGUCUUUGUGAUGACGCUGGAGACUGGGUUACAGUUCAGGAUUACUAACUGAAUCCUGUCCCCACCCCCACAGCCAGCAGUUUGUCUUCUCUGAGUCCAGCCCCCCAGCUGCCCAGCACCCUCUCCCCAAGGCUGCAGAGCCCUUGUCCACUGCUGCUGUGCCCCUCCCCCUCAGAAGGAAGGGGUUGGGAUGGCUGGCCUGAGGGAGCCUGAGGGAGGCAGGGCGUCUCCCUGAGUCUUACCUUCAGGCCUGACUUCUACAGAGAUGUUUGUCUGCAGCCUCAAAGCUGAUGUGGUGUGGGUGAGGGAGGAGCAGCAGAGCCCAGGCGUUUGCUAUAGGUACACAGCUCACUUCACCGCCCUCUGUCCUACCAUUUUUGUACGGAGGCACGGCAAGAGGUUAGCUUAGUCAGGACGCGGGAGUAACCCAAAUGGUAUUCUGCUGUGCUGACUGCUUCCCCACCAGCUUUUGGGGUGUCCUUAUCAAACAAUGCAAGUAAGGAUGGUCUGCUCUCUCCUUUUUUAGGCAGGGUCUUGCUGUGUAGCUCUGGCUAGCCUCAAACUCAUACAGACCAGACUGGCCUCAAAUUCACAGAGACCUGCCUGUCCCCAGUGCUGAAGAGUAAAAGCGUGUACCACU